Hypoxylon fragiforme is the source of this 5222-nucleotide messenger RNA. RefSeq lists its product as uncharacterized. The transcript is spliced from 4 exons. Gene Ontology annotation, cellular component: eukaryotic translation initiation factor 4F complex. NCBI's taxonomy places the organism in Eukaryota, Fungi, Ascomycota, Sordariomycetes, Xylariales, Hypoxylaceae. Gene Ontology annotation, molecular function: mRNA binding; translation initiation factor activity; protein binding. The record is from RefSeq and is a predicted model, not a curated record. The coding region runs from base 1 to 4608 and encodes 1535 amino acids.
AUGACUUCACCUGCUGCGCACGCAAUCCCAACCCCGGCGUCGAACAUCAACACGGCCGCCUCGGCACCGUCAUACGCUUCUGCCGUCGGUACAGCGAAGAAGCCAUCCACGACGCCGGUGGUUGCUACUGGAUCACAUCCACCCGUCGUUGUGGCGAGCUCAUCUUCUACGCCACACCAUGCCAAGUCGUCUUCCGUAUCGCCUCUGAACGGCCGACCCAACAUCAUGCCGGCCAUCCCAGCCGUUCCUGCCCUUGCACACGGCACAUCUAGCGCCAACGGACUCGCAGACCAUAGCCGCAAGAGCUCGGUCACUAUGAGCGCCAACGGCCCCAACAGUUAUUCGACGAAUGGUGGUUCUACCGGAGGAAAGGCCAAUAUCCAAUUCGGAUACGAUUCGCCUGCUGUCUCUCACAGCACCCCCCAGCCCGGAUCGGCCCCAAUCGCUAUUCCAGAUAGUAACCCGCGUGUAACUCAACCCGCGAAAUCCCCUUCGCCUAUUCCACAGCCAUCCGCUAGCGGUGGACGACCCCCCUCUGGAACUGCUCAGUCCAGUAUGACUUUUGGUAGUUUCGGUGGCGACAAUGAUCGCCCUCACAUACGAAACCCUUCUGUAUCGCAAGACCCGAAUGCGUUAGCAUCACAACCGUCCCCUCAUAUGAGAAGAGGCUCGAAUGUUAGCGACAUGAGCAACCAGGGCCACCCUCAGUUAGGUCGAGGCAAUUUCCCAGCAGGCCGCGGUGGCCGAGGAUUUUCCAACAACUCAUACAACCAACCGAUGGGAUAUCCCCCCAACUAUGGGCGGGGUCACCAAAACCCUGGACGAGGCGGCAUGCCCCCGAAUUUCGGAAACGGCCGUCAGCAGCAAUUCGGUACUCCACCGCCACACAACCGAAGCCCGGCACUCCCACCGGCUAUGCCCCAGCCUCCGAACAUGCCUCCUUCCGGCAUGCCGCAAUUCUAUUAUCCCCCUCCACCUAUGGGGCCAAAUCAAGUUCCACAAGUAUAUAUCCCCCUUGAACCCCCCAACUAUGAUCGUACCCAUAAAGUCGGAAAGAAGAGAGGAAACCGUCGCGAGACCGAGAAGUUCUCGAAUCAACACCGGCGGUCAGAAUCUUCCAACGAUGAGCAUCGUGAUUUGAGCCAGAAGGCUCGACGCUUUAGUAGGCGUAUAGAUCAGAGAUUCGUCGCAGAUGGCUCGCAGCGCCAUGGUUCAACUUCACUCAGUAGUAGGGUGGAAGCGGCAUACGCAAUAGAGCCACCGAUGUUUUCUCUAGAGCAACAUUUUCCCCCAAAUUCUUCAUACCCACAAAGUUCUGGACGAAUUGAUUUAUCGCCAGAAAGUGGAAACUUUGACCGGUUGCUGACUAGUACCAAACAGAACUUUUACCACAGUCAUUUUGACCCUAAUAUGCGACCGGGUAUGCCUGUUUCAGCUGGCUAUCCCAUGUACCCGAUAAUGCAUAAUCAAGGUCAAUCUCCUGUCCCUACUUACCAGCAGCCGUAUAGUACGGGCCCGUAUAAUGCUCCAGGUGGCCAACCAAUGUCACGUAACUCUUCUCAGGUAUCCGCGGAUCAUCGACCCGCUUCAAGCACGGGUCAGAGUCAGGCACCUGUCAUUCCUCAGGGAACUCCACAAACCCAACCCGCUCAGAUUAAACCCGCCGUCGUUGCGUCGCCCCAAUUCAACCGUCCACCUAAAAAGAAUAUGGCUGUCACCAUAAAAAAUGCGGCAGCAUCACCUGUCCCUAGCAGCCACCAGUCAAAGACGCCGCCGGCUAUCGUGUCGACCCCUACACCGCCCCCCAAAUCUCAAACCCCUAAAAACGCGACCACUGUCCAUUCACGGGGCGAAAGCUUAGCAACCGCUAAGUCGAGGGAAGAAAUUCAAAUUGAAUUCAAGGAAAAGAUACAGCUUGCCAGUGCCGAUAAAGCUAAGGAAGAGGAACGCCUGAAAGCAGAACAGAUGGCUCGGGAACAAGCCAAGGCCGCCGAAGAAGCGAAGGCUGCUGAAGAAGCCAAGGCUGCCGAAGAAGCGAAGGCUGCCGAAGAAGUGAAGGCUGCUGAGGAAGCCAAGGCUAAACAGGAAGCCGAGGAUAAAGAGAAGGCCGAGCGUGAAGCGGCUGCUUCUAAAAAGGAGGAGGAAGCUCCUAAAGCUCCCGCUGAAACCUCAGAAGAAGAACUUGAUCGCAUCAUUCGGGAGAUGGAAGAAGAAGACGCCAGGCGUGAAAAGCAAGAAGAGGAGCGGCGUGUCAAGUAUGAAGCUGAAAAAGCUGCUAAGAAGGCAAACGAAGAGGCCACGCGAAAAGCCACGGCUGCUGAAAAUGACCGUAAACUUCGUGAGGCUGAAGCUGAAAUGGAGCGGUUAGAAGAGGAGAGAGAACGCAAGCGUGCUCAACAGUCUGCCGAGAAGACGCCAGCUUUGGAACCUGUCAAACCGUCGACCGACAAGUCUGCUAUUCCAUCGACAACCGAAACCACUGCGAAACUUGCCAGUCUUUCUCUCAGCGAUAAGCCUGCUAGUGCAACUACCAAGUCAUCUGCAAGUGGACGCAAGCCAGCAGCCCUUAAUCUUGCUCCGAUCAACACCAAGUCGGUUGAGCCCCCCCAGCCAAGUGCCGCACUCCAAUCCCUCAAGACAGCCAGGCUCUUAGGUUCUAGCUCCAUCAAGGCAGACCUUUACCCAGCAGGAAUUCAAUCGCCCAAUCCUGCUUUGAACGCCGCUGUCGCCAGAAAGGGCACAUCGUUCAAGUAUGACUCUGCUUUCUUGCUCCAAUUUCAGAAGGUUUUCACCGAGCAGCCUUCGCUCGACUUCGGUCAUCAAGUCAAGACCUUAAUCGGCGACGGGGACAGUGGACGAUCUGCCUCUAUCAGAACUCCAGCUGGCGGUUCUGGUCGACAGAAUUCUAGGCCCGGCGGCGUUGGUCUACCUAUGGGUGCUUUUGGGGUUUCUACUCCCGAGGGACGAACUCUGCCUCCAGGAACCACCUCGGCAGAACGAUUCGGCCGGAGCAACGACAAAUCUAUGUCUCGCCCAUCUAUGCCUAUGGGUACUUUCCCCCGGCCUGCUGGGGUAUUCCCAGGUGGUAGCCAAAUGGCACGAACGCCGUCUUCCUCUAAUAUGAGCAUGCCUCAUUCUCCACGUCAAGGAAGUCGCCGUAAUGCUAGCAGACAGAAUACGUUCAACCCCAAGGUCGAAGCUCAGGCAGCUAAGACGAUGCCGCUUACCGCCAACAUGAAGAUCGAGGCUCUCAGCACCUCGUCGACUGGCUGGAAGCCAACUAGCAUCGGUAAACCCGCAGCGACUAGCAACCUCUCUCCCCAGGUUGCCACUCUUGAUCCACAAAUGGUUCAGCGUAAGGUCAAGGCUGCUCUGAACAAGAUGACCCCUGAAAACUUUGACAAGAUCUCGGGUCAGAUCCUUCAGAUUGCCGCCCAGUCCAAGGACGAGACUGAUGGCAGGACGCUCCGCCAAGUCAUCCAACUUACUUUUGAAAAGGCAACCGACGAAGCACACUGGGCAUCAAUGUAUGCGAAGUUCUGCAAGAGGAUGCUCGACAUGAUGAGUCCUGAAAUUCGUGAUGAGAACAUCAAGGACAAGAACCAACAAGUCGUCAGUGGCGGUGCACUAUUCCGAAAGUAUCUUCUCAACCGAUGCCAAGAGGAAUUCGAACGUGGUUGGAAAGUUUCACUCCCUGCCAAGCCGGACGAAACCCAAGACAAAAAGAACUCGGAGGCUGCCAUGCUCUCAGAGGAAUACUAUAUCGCAGCAGCCGCCAAACGACGCGGGCUUGGAUUAGUUCAGUUCAUCGGUGAACUAUACAAACUGGGCAUGCUCACAGAACGAAUCAUGCACGAGUGUGUUCUGAAAUUAGUGGACUACACGGGCAUUCCUGACGACGCCGAAGUUGAGUCUUUAUCCAAGCUACUGCGAACGAUCGGAGGCAACCUGGAGACAACUGACAAGGGUCAUGUCAUGAUGGACGUGUACUUUAACAAAAUCCAGACUAUGGUCGAUCUACCAGACCUGCCUAGUCGUCUUAAGUUUAUGCUCAUGGACGUUCUUGAUCUAAGACGGGCCAACUGGGUUUCCAAAGAGGCCAACAAGGGUCCCAAAACGCUCGAGGAAGUUCGCGCAGAAGCAGAAGCGGCAGCGGCACAGAAGGCUGCCGAGGCCGCACGAAGCAACACCAGAGGUGGCCCUGGAAGACCUCAAAUCGGCCGUGGCGAUGCCAGGAACUUCUCUGGAUAUGCCACACAAGCGCAGAACCAGGUCAGCAAAGAUGACCUGCAUCGUCUAAAGGGUGGAGCAAACCGAAUUUCGAGCUCCAACCUUACAUUAGGGCCCAUGUCGAUGCUCAACUCUCGUAGUAACAGUGGCCGUCGUUUGGGCCCUAGUAGCUCCUUGAGUAGGGGUGCGGAGGACUCUGCAGCCUCUUCUAGAACUGGAACGCCUCCUGUGAGGGAUGCGCAAAGUAGCACCAAUUCGUUCGGUCUACUUGCAAACAUGGAUUCCGAUCACCCAGCGUCGCCUCCUUCGACGACGGCCUCGCCUGCUCUAGCGAAGGCGCAUCCGGAUACGACAAGCGCAGCGGGGAAGAGCGGUUGAACUGUUCGACUUCCAUGAUCAUAGAACGUCUUGCAUUUGCGGCUGCAUCGUUGUGCAUAGACUAGGACACUGGACAUUGCGUUGCAUUUACGAAGGGGUUCAAAAAAUGUGUCUUUAAAAGUUUCAGGUUUCUUUUUCAUCAUAAUGAUACCUCAAGCCGAAUAGAACUAACCCUCCCACGACCUGUCACCAUUAAAGACGACAUUUCCCCAAAAAGAGAACUUCACUUCUCCCAAACUGUGUUUUCAUUUCAUUUCUACCUUUUCCCCAUGACUUGGGACGAGUCGUAGGUGACGUUGUUUUUGGCGGGAUGCUCACUCCAUAAUCCCAGCAUCGUGACAUGGAUUGCCGUCUGGUCGGGGAUAGCUGAGAAGAAGAUGACGAGACCAAUAUGAAGGAGGAAUGGGGAACUUUGAGAAAAAGGAGGAUAUUAUCGGUUUCGAGGCUGAGUAACGCACGCAUAUGAAUCCGACCACGAAGGGAUCGGCACGGUUGCAGAAACCAACGGAUUUGGUUGUGUAUUCUUGAUUGCAUUUGGAAUUCUUGGUCCCGGCGGACCACUGGCAAUUUCUCAAAGUGCGUUUGUCUGCACGAGGCUCGGGCGGGGGGGAGAG